AUGCCGUUCUGGCGGAGCGGAUGGUUACUCUCCCAGAUUCAACCCAGGGCGACGACGAUAUCUCCCUUCUCCAAGGCGGUCAGACAUAAUUCACACAAAGCCCUUUCGAUAACCCUUCGACCAUACCAAGAAACUUGUCUCGAGGCCUGUCUCGAGACACUGAGAUCCGGCGUCUCGCGCAUCGGUGUCUCCUUGCCCACCGGUUCAGGCAAAACUGCCGUCUUCAUCUCCCUGCUUUCUCGAAUCUUGCCUUCAGAUGAACGCCCCGAGGCGACGCGUGCGCUCGUAAUCGUGAACAGCAUCGAGCUUGCGCAGCAGGCUGCGGCACAGGCUGAGAGGUUACAUCCGGACUGGAAGGUGGAAAUUGAGCAGGGCGUGAAACAUAAGGCCUCAGGGCUUGCUGAUGUGACCAUCGCGACCUAUCAGACACUCCUCCAACCUCUUCGACUGGCAAAGUUCAGCCCAAAGUAUCUCAAGGCAGUCGUAGUGGACGAAGCCCAUCAUGCCGCUGCGCCGUCAUAUCGACGCAUUUUGGCGUAUUUCGAUCCAACCAUCCCCAGCCCAGAAGUUCUCUCAACAACCCCUUCCGAGGCCGUUCCCGGGACAAUCCCGAUCAUCGGGUUCUCCGCGACUUUUAGUAGGCAUGAUGGCCUCGCGCUUGGUUCCGUGUUCAAACGUAUUGUCUAUCACCGUGACUUCCUCGAGAUGAUCAAGGAGCAGUGGCUUUGUAAUGUACGUUUUACCACGGUGCGAGCGAAUAUCAAUCUCAAGGCCGUCACCGUCAGCUCUCGAACGGGUGAUUUCAACCCUACGAGUCUGGCGCAAGUCAUCAACACGGACACCGUGAACAGGCUCGUGGUUCAGUCGUGGCUGGACAGAGCAGCGCCGGAGCGUAAAUCAACCCUCGUGUUUUGCGUCAAUUUGGCUCAUGUUGGCCAGUUGACGCAGGCCUUUCGCUCGGCCGGGAUCGAUGCGCGAUACGUCCAUUCUGGUACACCCAUGGCAGAGCGAGGGGCUUUGAUAGAAGGGUUCAAAGCUGGAGUUUACCCAGUACUUCUCAACUGUGCGAUACUCACCGAAGGUACGGACAUCCCAAAUAUCGACUGCGUGAUCGUCGCUCGACCUACACGCUCGCGAAAUAUCGGCCGUGGCAUGCGUCUUUCACCUGCUACCGAAAAAGUCGAUUGUCAUAUUAUCGACUUUGUGGAUAUCACAACCCGCAUCCCUGGUGUCGUUUGCACGCCAACCCUAUUUGGUCUGGAUCCCUCUGAGGUUGUUGACAACAUGACCACAGACGAUUUGGAGAAGCGCGCGGAUGCGCAAAUAGCAUUAGAUGGGACGCAGCUCUCUAUGGACACUGCGGACGACAUUCCAGAUCCUACGACCGUCACCUAUAUCGACUUCGAGAACCCUUUUUCUUUGGUCAACGAAGCGUCGGGGGUCCCACCACACGUCGCCCAAUUGAGCAGAAAUUCGUGGGUCGGCUGUGGCGACGACAUAUACGUCCUCGAAUGCCUUGGCAAGGGACACGUCCGAAUUGAACCAGUUGAUGUCACCGACGAGGACGAUUUUAUCACAAACCCAGACUUAAAGCGCUACUUCCGGGCACACUUUUCUCCGGUGAUGUUCUUCGGCGCGACCAAACAUACCAAGGCGCCCUUUUUCCGCAUGAGCAAGGAGAUUAUGAAGGCUGAGUCUCUCGACAUCGCCAUCCGAGGAUGUGACACGUAUAUCGCAAACCAGAUCUUAAGGGGUCAGGCGGCUCUGGGAGUUCUGCGCUCUGCACGCUGGCGAAUGCAGCCCGCUUCAGAAUAUCAAAAGGCGGUGAUCAGCAAGCGAUGGCGUGUACGUACGUCGGUUCCUGACGAUGCGGAUGACAGAGGGAGAGAGGCUCUGGAUAAGUUGAACCGAAUGACGAAAGGGGAGGCUGCAAAUAUCAUCACGCGCUUGAAGCACGGUGCUCAGUCCCGCUACGCGCAGAAGAUUAAGAAUGCUCAGAAGGCUGAACGAGUAGCGACCAAGGAACGCAUGCGGCUGGCUCGGGAGCACGUCCGAGUUGGGCCGUUACCCCAGCAUCCAACGUCUGCAGACACUGGAUUCACAAUGUGACAGCCUUGUAAUAUGACUUUUCUUCUAUAGCAAACUGUAAUCUAAUGUCUUUAUAAUGCACGACCUGCAUUCUCAUC
Molecule: messenger RNA, 2186 nt
Organism: Heterobasidion irregulare TC 32-1
Lineage: Eukaryota; Fungi; Basidiomycota; Agaricomycetes; Russulales; Bondarzewiaceae
Exons: 10
Coding region: 1-2109 (702 amino acids)
Molecular function (GO): hydrolase activity; ATP binding; DNA binding
Source: RefSeq, a predicted model, not a curated record